Molecule: messenger RNA, 618 nt
Organism: Sporothrix brasiliensis 5110
Lineage: Eukaryota; Fungi; Ascomycota; Sordariomycetes; Ophiostomatales; Ophiostomataceae
Product: calcineurin-like phosphoesterase
Exons: 2
Coding region: 1-618 (205 amino acids)
Biological process (GO): intracellular protein transport; retrograde transport, endosome to Golgi
Cellular component (GO): retromer complex; endosome
Source: RefSeq, a predicted model, not a curated record
AUGGCGUUCCUCAUUCUCGUCAUCGGCGACCUGCACAUCCCAGACCGGGCACUGGACAUUCCAGCAAAGUUCAAGAAGCUUCUUGCCCCCGGAAAGAUUGGCCAGACCCUUUGUCUCGGCAACCUCACCGACAAGCACACCUACGAGUACCUCCGGUCCGUGGCGCCGGAUCUCAAGAUUGUCAAGGGCCGCUUCGACGUCGAGGCCACCGCCCUGCCCCUGACCCAGGUCGUCACCCACGGCGCCAUCCGCGUGGGUUUCCUCGAAGGCUUCACGCUCGUUAGCAACGAGCCCGACCUGCUGCUGGCCGAAGCCAAUCGCCUGGACGUGGACGUGCUCUGCUGGGGCGGCACCCACAAGUUUGAAUGUUUCGAGUACAUGGACAAGUUCUUCAUCAAUCCUGGCAGCGCAACGGGCGCCUACUUUUCUGGCUGGGGCGGUGAUGGGGACAAGCCCGAGGAUGAGGUCGUGCCGAGCUUCUGCCUCAUGGACGUCCAGGGCAUCUCGCUUACGUUGUAUGUCUACCAACUGCGCAAAGACGCCAAUGGCACGGAGAGCGUUGCAGUGGAGAAGGUGACAUACUCAAAGCCUGUGCAGCCGACAGGAUCGGCCGCAUAG